This is a messenger RNA of Fraxinus pennsylvanica, 927 nucleotides long. NCBI's taxonomy places the organism in Eukaryota, Viridiplantae, Streptophyta, Magnoliopsida, Lamiales, Oleaceae. The record is from the annotation of a GenBank genome assembly.
AUGGCUGAGAAAACCAAGAUUUUGAUCAUUGGAGGAACUGGGUACAUUGGCAAAUUCAUAGUGGAAGCAAGUGCAAAAUCUGGACACCCCACUUUUGCUCUGGCUAGGGAGAGUACAAAAUCUGAUCCUGUUAAAGGAAAAAUCAUUCAGGGCUUCGAGAACUCAGGUGUCACCAUACUCACGGGCGAUUUAUAUGAUCAUGAGAGCUUGGUGAAAGCUAUAAAGCAGGUGGAUGUUGUUAUCUCAACUGUUGGUCAACUUCAAUUAGCUGAUCAAGUUAAGAUCAUUGCUGCGAUUAAAGAAGCUGGAAAUGUUAAGAGAUUCUUUCCAUCGGAGUUUGGAACUGACGUAGAUCGAUGUCACGCUGUGGAGCCAGCCAAGUCUUCGUUCGAGAUCAAGUCCCAAAUUCGCAGAGCCAUCGAGGCAGAAGGAAUUCCUUACACCUUUGUGUCAGCUAACUACUUUGCAGGCUAUUCCCUUCCAACACUGGUGCAGCCAGAAGUCACUGCUCCACCCAGAGAUAAAGUCAUUAUCUUAGGCGAUGGAAAUGCCAAAGCUGUUUUCAAUGAGGAAAACGACAUUGGCACGUACACCAUCAAAGCUGUAGAUGAUCCAAGAACAUUGAACAAAAUCCUCUACAUCAAGCCUCCUAAAAACAUAUAUUCAUUCAAUGAACUCGUUGCUUUGUGGGAGAAGAAGAUUGGUAAAACCCUGGAGAAAAUUUAUGUACCAGAGGAACAAGUUCUCAAACAGAUUCAAGAAUCUCCUUUUCCCAUCAAUAUUGUAAUGGCAAUCAACCACUCAGCAUUUGUGAAGGGUGAUCUGACUAAUAUUAAAAUUGAACCAUCUUUUGGAGUUGAAGCUUCAGAGCUUUAUCCAGAUGUUAAAUACACCACUGUGGAUGAGUACCUUGACCAAUUUGUUUAA